AGAAGGAAGGGCGAAAAUUGAUCAAAUCGACUGAUUUAGGGUUUUGUGUUUUUUCUGAAAUCGAAGGGUGGAAGAGCUAUGGGUUACGUGCUGCGAGUAAGAUUGGCGUCGUUCUUCACCGGCGCCGCCGUAGCAUCCGCCGGCGGUCUCUAUUUUCUCCAGAAGGAUUACAAGACUGCCCACCACGCUAUCUCUCAACAGGUUAAUAGCCUCUACGAGUCUCUGGAAGGACGUGUGUCGGCAUUGGAGAAGUUGAAGAACGAAGCUGAGGCACCGAAGCAAGUGGAAGCUGCUGAAUAGAAAUGCUGGGCUUUACGUUUUUUUGUCUUUGUGAGAUGUUGUAAUUCUUUUCUUUUUGUCUGUUUUUAGGCUUUAGUUUCGUCAAACGGCUUUAAUCAGUACUGACUACUGCGUUCGAACAGCCACGGUAAGAUAUGGGAAGCAUGUGUGGUUAUUAACCUAAGUUCGUUUGUGAUGCUGGGAAAUAUGAAAUAAAUCGUGAAUAUGCAGUAACUCGGAAUGCUUUUAGUUUGAGUUUGUUCUGCAUAGCUUUUUGGUUAAUACUUUUGAUUUAUUUUCA
Messenger RNA from Erythranthe guttata (spotted monkey flower), 580 nucleotides. RefSeq names its product ABC transporter A family protein. The record is from RefSeq and is a predicted model, not a curated record. Lineage: Eukaryota; Viridiplantae; Streptophyta; Magnoliopsida; Lamiales; Phrymaceae.